UACAACGCUCGCGUCAUUUAGUGUUUCACGCAAUACCGUGUGGUCAUACCUUCUGUGUUUUCGACACAUUUUAAAAUUUAACAUGUCAGUGGAUAUCAACCUACAAUCUUCACAUCUUGAGUCUGGUGUUGAGCUCUUGAGUCUCGAUUCUGUAAAACGCCCUGGUACUAGUCAUGAUAAAUUCAAGGAAGGCUUCAAUACUGGUUCUAGCCACCGUGAACCCAAGCAUGGCUACAUCCCUGAUCCAAGUCAUCGUACAUCCGAUGAAGAAGCCAACCCAAUUGUUAAAUCUGAUGGACAACAUUCUGCUACCCCAACUCAUUAUUCUGUAAAUGAACUCUAUGCUGCCACGUCUGGCCAGUCGGGUGAAGAUGAAAUAAUUCCUAAAACUGAUUCUAUGGAAGAGAUAGACGCAGAAGAGAAAACAUCGACCCUGCAAGAAAACAAGCCCACCGUGAACGUGGAAAUCAUGGCUAAUACUGGUAGUCAUGCCCGAACUGAUCACAACAAUCCAACGUCUGUUGAGUACCACUACAUUGACGACAUCCCCGACUCCGCCUAUCAACAGGCGAUGGAAGAAAACCAACUGGAAGCCGAAAAUGAUUAUGAAUGUAUUGCUGAAACCAAUCCUGGUUAUGAUUACAUUGAACCAAUAAACGAUCCACGUACGUUUUCGGAAAGGAAGUGUAAGAGGGGUAUUGUUUUUCUCGUACCCAUAUUUGCUGGCGUAGUAGUGAACUUCAUAGCUGGGCUCUUCUUUACGACCUUUCCGCUGCAGUUCACCAGUAAAGUUGGAGGGAUGGUAUUCAUAGUGGUUAACGCGCUGGCAGCUGCCUUCUGUGCCCCGCUUAUGAUCAGAUACGGCUUCCGCAAGGUCGCUUUCGGCGGAAGUGUUCUACUCAUCUUAUCCUGUAUCUCGUCGUCAUUGACAACCAGAGAUGACAUUAAGAUAGUCACCACAUUCAUCAUCAUGAAAGGUUUUUCUGUUGGUCUUCUUCGAUCUACUGGAGUCGUGGCAACAGUCGACUAUCUCAACACUCGCCCAACUCUCGCAAUUAUCAUCAGCUACUUUAGCUUCAUCAUCGGGAUGUUUGGUUAUCUAUUCAACUUCAUUCGCUCCCCAAUAGGGCUUGAGAUACCUGCUAUAUUGGGACUUGUGGCUGCUUUGUUUCUACAAAAGAACUCACAGACCCAUCAGAAUGUGACCAAGCUCUUCAAACAUCCACCGUUUUAUGUCCUCGCAUCGAUAACAGUUGUCUUUCUAUGGGUAGGUAUUUUAGAGGUUGUUAAUUGA
Haliotis rubra (blacklip abalone) is the source of this 1294-nucleotide messenger RNA. RefSeq lists its product as uncharacterized. The record is from RefSeq and is a predicted model, not a curated record. Lineage: Eukaryota; Metazoa; Mollusca; Gastropoda; Lepetellida; Haliotidae. The transcript is spliced from 5 exons. Bases 83 to 1294 code for a protein of 403 amino acids.